Messenger RNA from Fusarium graminearum PH-1, 1314 nucleotides. RefSeq lists its product as uncharacterized. Gene Ontology annotation, cellular component: fungal-type vacuole membrane. Bases 1 to 1314 code for a protein of 437 amino acids. Gene Ontology annotation, molecular function: transmembrane transporter activity. NCBI's taxonomy places the organism in Eukaryota, Fungi, Ascomycota, Sordariomycetes, Hypocreales, Nectriaceae. The transcript has 5 exons. Gene Ontology annotation, biological process: transmembrane transport. The record is from RefSeq and is a predicted model, not a curated record.
AUGGACACCAAGAAAACUACAGCCGAUGAUAGCCCUACUGCUGAAAGCACCUCUUCAGUCGAGGAUGCAUCACCAAGUCCAAUCCCAAAUGGCGGAUUGAUCGCCUGGCUACAGGUCGCUGGCUCAUUCUGUCUCUACUUUUGCACAUGGGCAAGUUUCGGAAGCUUUCAGACAAUUUACGAGCUCGACCAGCUUUCCUCCCAUACGCCCUUCCAAAUAUCCAUCAUCGGCUCUCUACAGACCUUUUUAAUGGUCUUUUCAGGCUUCAUUGUCGGUCCGGUAUAUGACUCUGGCUAUUUCCGACAUUUACUUGCUGUUGGCUCCAGCUUUAUUGUGAUCGGCACCGUGUUGCAGAGUCUGAGCACAAAGUACUGGCAAUAUCUUCUUACCCAAGGGCUGAUGAUCGGUAUUGGAGCUGGCUGCCUUUCGAUUCUGAGUGUCGCGGUUACUUCAUUAUGGUUCACUACGAGAUUGGCUCUUGUAAAUGGGCUUGCAGCUUGCGGUAGUGGACUUGGCGGCGUGCUACUGCCCAUUAUGGUAAGGGAACUCAACGAACAGACAAGUUUACCUUGGGCGACGAGAUCUAUGGCUUUACUGCUCUUAGUUCUUCUCGCUUUCUCAAACCUCGUCCUUCGACCUGGCCCCAAAUCAGGCUGUUUCUCUGUAUUCCUGGGAAUGUAUACACCUUUUGUUUAUGUUCAAAGCUACGCUCUCGACAACAACAUCGCUUCCGCCAAUUUGGCUGGCAACCUGUUGGCGAUCCUCAAUAGUAGUUCAAUAUUUGGGCGUAUUCUUCCCGCUUUCCUUGCUCAGAGACUCGGUCCCAUGAACACCAUCAUUGGUGCGGCAGUGUUACUCGCCACCACAAGCCUAUGUCUCAUCUCUGCAAACACUACUGCGCGACUACUUGUUGCAGUGAUAAGUCAAGGCUUUUUCACGGGAUCAUUCUUCGCGCUUCAGCCAACUAUCUUUGUUAGACUGACAAGCGAUGCGCGAAGGAUUGGGACAAGAUUUGGAAUGGCCUUUUCGGUCAUGUCGGUCGCGUUGCUGUUUGGUCCUCCCGUUGGCGGCGCCUUGAGAAAGAGUAUGGGAUAUACAGCUUCAUGGGUUUGGGCGGGCUUGACUAUUUUUGUGGGAGGCAUGUUGAUAUUGUGUAGUAGGCUUCUGAAGGACAAAUUUGUCUUGAAAAUGUCUUAUCUAUGUGAUUGGUCAAAUCGUAUGACUGUCUUACAAUGUCUUGUGUUGCAUUUGGGGGCCAUGCCACCCACCGGUGCCAGAGAAUCAUUUAUCAUCCCGCACCAAGAUGUACUAUAA